This is a messenger RNA of Lindgomyces ingoldianus, 806 nucleotides long. RefSeq names its product DUF866-domain-containing protein. NCBI's taxonomy places the organism in Eukaryota, Fungi, Ascomycota, Dothideomycetes, Pleosporales, Lindgomycetaceae. Gene Ontology annotation, molecular function: zinc ion binding. The transcript has 5 exons. Bases 45 to 527 code for a protein of 160 amino acids. The record is from RefSeq and is a predicted model, not a curated record.
AAAAUAUAUUCGAACAAGCGCUACCUAGAUAUUCCCGUUCUAACAUGCUUGCGCUCGCCCUGACCGCCGAGCUCAACGGAGUCACGGACUUACGUCCAAACGACACGGCUGAGAGCCCCUUCUUCUACACAUUCAAGGUUCAGUGCACGUCUUGCCGUGAAACCCAUCCUAACUUUGUCACCAUGAGUCGAUUCGAGACCCAUGAGGUGAGCGGCAGCAGAGGCGAGGCGAACUUUGUUUGGAGAUGCAAGAACUGUAAGAGAGAGCAUUCCGCGAUAAUAAAAGCAGGACCUGCUGCGUAUCCUCAAACGGAACCCGCUAAGACUCAGAGCAUACUCGAAUUCGAUUGUCGCGGCCUUGAGUUUACCGAGUUCAGCGCUGAAGGCGAAUGGCUAGCCACGGGUGUUGCUUCUGGCACCAAAUUCUCCAACAUCGAACUUGCCGAAGGGGAAUGGUUCGACUACGACGAAAAAGCUAGCGAUGAAGUCAGCAUCACGAACGUCAAGUGGGAAAUCCGGAGAGCAUAAUCUGUUCUCCGUGUCCAAAAGACCCAAAUCCCUAAGAAGCAAACACCCAAAUUCACAAUGAUAGUUCCGGAUCUUAAAAUAGCAAACCCUGGAGACACAUGCGCAAGAAUAAGAAUCCCGGCGUGGUCGUUGAUGAUCUUCCGAGAAACAGGAACCGGCUGUGCUGCAGGCCGUCGCAUUGCCCAAACCAUUAAGUCUUGAUUAGAAUGACCGCAUUUCUAUUUUUGGUGCUAAAAAUAGGGUUUUAUUGGUUAGGUGCCGUUCCAUACCUUAUAUUAC